UGCGGGACAUGCUGAAGACGGAUCAACACUUAGCUGGCCCACGACCACGGCCACGGCCAGGACGUUCUUGAACAGACCACUAUUAUGAGAGUAGUGUUGUACUAAAUCACUUUUGUUACUUCUCUGCAUACAGUUAUCAACUAGAAGAAAAUUCUGGAUAUCCUUUUCAAGAUGUAUAUACAUCUAGCAACAAGUCAGCGCCUUUGCAUGCAUGGAUUGUGAUCCCAGAGGUGUGGUGAUAACAAACAACUACGCAACCGUGACCAGAGGAACGUGACCUUGUCUGUGUCAGAGUAACUAGGACGCGAUUGAUUGAAGAUGUGAAUCAAGUCAAGGGCACAGACGUAGCGGGAGUGUGGGCAUGAGUGAGGACGUCGCACGGCCUCGGGGCCCAAGGGGGGCAGCGAGGGGUGAGGGUGACCUCAGCAGCACACCCUUUGCAGUGCCAUGACCACCUGCCCAGGCUGUCAUGACGCCCCCCACCGCAGACCAUGCUUGGCCCCCAGCUUCCCCCACCCAGCUGGCAUCUACACUACUGACCUCUCUCCAACACGUGACGUCAUCUGCUAGAUUAUUUCUGACUGGGUGCUUUCAGUGUCAGUUCCUGAAAGCAGGGUGCUGGAGACGUCAGGAUGAACAGGAUGGAGCCUGGUUUGACUGUGAUAAGUUGCAGGUGGAGCAUCCCUACUGCUACGUUAAUCCCUUGGCUGUAUCCGAGGCGAACUCUACUGCGGCUCCAUUUCAACCACCUCUUCCCCAGGCUGCAGCCCUGGCACUUAAGUCCUACUCUGCGAGUGCAUUCAAGACCUCGCCCCAAAGGUCACCAGGCAGUGGUCUUACUCCCCGUGGUCUUAGCACGCAAUCCGCAGAUACUCUCCCAAAACAUUUAAAAAAAAUUAAUAUCAAUGGCGGCCUCGUCUCUGAAACUGAGUGGACGCAAGAAGAUAAUGAGAGCUCAGAGGAAAACUCACCGCUUAGAGACAGAGUCGCCCUGAAGGACGGAGUGGCCAGGUAUAUCAGGGAACAGGGAGCCACCACCCCGCUGGUGGAGUCCUUCGCUGCCAAGCUCGAGGCUGAUUUGAAGAGAAUAGAGCAUGACCGUCAGAGGGCCGAGGGUGAGGUACUGGAAGCGGCUUCAGCAGCAGACAUUGACGACUUGCUGCACGAGCAAAACAGUCCCAAGGGCUGCUUGGACGCAGUGUUCCUCACAGGGACGUCUUCCAUCUUUCCCUACGAAGACAUCGAGGAAUCCACCGCUCUACAGACGGAUGUGUGGAAGUCUACCGAGUUGGAGGAUGUAUUUGAGUGCUACAACAUAGCAGCCUUCUACUCCUACGGAGCCACCUUACCGACUGCAGAGAAGUUUGCAUCAAAAGUUCGUGGAGAAAAGUUCGAGGAAGUAUUUCCCGUCUCUCACCAUCACCACAAUAACAACAACAACAUUAAAGUCUACAAAGAGGAGGGUAGCUCUGAUAGUCCCCUGCCUCUAUUGGUACUCGAUAGGGACGAGGUAGUCAUAGAAAGUUCAUGUGCAACUUUUGAAAAUAAAGAAGACCUACCAGCUUUAGAGCAUGAACUAAAGCAAUUCAUACAUGCUUGCGUCCUCGGGGAAAAUAUUACAGAGGUGGAUAAAAAGUAUUCUUUUAUGAAGUGUAAUAAGAACAGAAACUUUAAGGAUGUCAUAAACUUCAGUGGAAAAAGCUUUAAUAAGUUAUUAAUCUUCAAUCUAGUCAAAUCUGUUAUGUCUGAGUGUGCUGCCCAGUACCCGCAUUCGCUAUCCCUGUGCGCCACUUACCCAGUACAUCUAGUACAAAGAAAAGUAACAAAAGUGAUGCUCAAGGAGGACAGAAUCGAGGACAAUCUGUGUGGCCUUCAAAUGUUCCACAGCCCUGCCCUCCAGAUGCAACAGGAGAAGAAGUUUCAGCGUAAGCUUGUGGAGAGCGUGGCAGCAAGUGAGGUUAAAGGGGAAGAUAGGCAAUGGCAGAACUUCAGCAAUGAGGAGCAGGAUAUGAAGGAAACAAUUUUUAACGAAAUGCUCCAUGAUCUCAUUAAUGAUACCACCGAUGUGUUCAAGGAAUUAGUGGCAAAAAAACAAACACUGAGUCAAAAGUCGGAAGGAGAAAAGAAACUACAGACAGGCUACUGAAUAAGGCUUUCUACCGCCUCAGGAUAGUAAUGGCGCGACUACAUACUCGUAAUUGCCUAAGGAACAGGUCCUAACAGUAACGGUGCCGUGCGAAAUCAGUCUACCCACUAAACUGUGUCACCAGAACUCCA
This is a messenger RNA of Portunus trituberculatus (swimming crab), 2277 nucleotides long. RefSeq lists its product as uncharacterized. NCBI's taxonomy places the organism in Eukaryota, Metazoa, Arthropoda, Malacostraca, Decapoda, Portunidae. The coding region runs from base 470 to 2146 and encodes 558 amino acids. The transcript is spliced from 4 exons. The record is from RefSeq and is a predicted model, not a curated record.